This is a messenger RNA of Alternaria atra, 1602 nucleotides long. RefSeq lists its product as uncharacterized. The record is from RefSeq and is a predicted model, not a curated record. Gene Ontology annotation, molecular function: FAD binding. NCBI's taxonomy places the organism in Eukaryota, Fungi, Ascomycota, Dothideomycetes, Pleosporales, Pleosporaceae. The transcript is spliced from 4 exons. Bases 1 to 1602 code for a protein of 533 amino acids.
AUGAAGUACGCCAUUCCAUCUGCCGCGUUGGUAGCCGGUGCUGUCUCACAGGCUACCUUUGAACCUGCAGAUUUCAACGUUACUGAGGCGUUGCUCGACAACGGUGUCAACGUCUCCGCUAUACCUGAGCUUGCACCUUUGGUAGAGAGAUCGUUGUUAAGUGGCUGCUCUAUAGCUUGUAACUCCUUGAAGUUGAUCUUUGGUGACGACCAAAUUGAGACACAAUCCGAAGCCGCAUACAGUGCGUUUAUUGGUAGUUACUGGUCAGGUCAACAGAGACAAAUCUCUCCUCGAUGUGUCUUCAAGCCCGAGAAAGCUUUGGAUGUCUCAACCUCUAUUCUUCUCUCUCGUCUUACACAAUGUCCUUUUGCAGUCAAGAGUGGAGGCCACUCUGCAGUACCCGGUGGCUCGAACAUUGAAGGCGGCAUUACUAUCAGCUUCGAGAAGAUGAACAAGACGAUAGCAUCUUCUGAUAAGAAGAGCGCUACGUUUGAGCCUGGCCAAACAUGGUUUGAUGUAUACACAACGCUGGAGAAGCAAAACCUUGCCAUCAUCGGCGGUCGAGUUGCCAGUGUCGGCGUGGGCGGAUUAACGCUAGGUGGAGGUAUUUCGUACUUCUCAAGUGUGUACGGUUUGGCAUGCGACAACGUCAUCUCAUAUGAGGUAGUUACUGCGUCUGGACUUAUCAUCAACGUCAGCCAGAAUUCGUUUCCAGAUCUUUACUGGGCUCUUCGAGGUGGUGGUAACAACUUUGGUAUUGUCACAAAGUUUAACGUCAACGCUAUCCCCAGAGCGCCGACCAUGUGGGGCGGUAUGCGAACCUAUAUCUCUGAGUUCCCCGCUCUUAUCAAUGCAUACUACAACCUCGGAAUGAACGCAAAGAAGGACGGAAAGGCCCACCAAAUCUUGUCAUUCGGCUGGAGUUCUGAAAUCGGUCAAGUUGCUCAGGUUGAGCUAGAGUACUCAGACCCUAUCGUUGACGCACCAAUAUUCGCCGAAUACAACAACAUCACAGGACAGAUUGCAGACGGAACAGGCGUCAAGAGUCUCGCAGAGCUCUCCUCGAUUCUAGAAGGGCCCGCCAGCGGUGCAGGUCUUCGACAGGCUUUCUGGACCUGGUCAACCAAGCUUGAUGUGGAAAUGGCCACUGUGACCAAGGACAUUUUCUUUGAAGAGAUCACUGAGGUUCUCGACGCGGCGGAUCUUCUCCCAGCUGUUUCCCUUCAGGUGAUUACCGAACCCAUCAUCGAGGCUGGUGCUAAGAAGGGUGGCAAUGCGCUUGGCCUCGACCCGAAGGAAGGACCUCUCCUGUUGGCUCUUAUUGCUAUGAAGUGGUCCAACAGCGCGGACGACGAUAGACUGAACAAGUUCGCCGCACGCGUCAAGGAUCGCUGUAUAGCCGCAGCUAAGGCCAAGGGCAAAGAUACCGACUACCUGUACAUGAAUUACGCUAGUCCGUACCAAGACCCCAUUGCUGGAUACGGUGCAGUAAACAAGGCUAAGUUGAAGGCUGUUUCGAAGAAGUACGACCCCACUAGUGUGUUUGAGGUCCUCCAGCCUGGCUAUUUCAAGCUUGAUGGCGCGCCGCUGGGCCAAUUAUGA